UCUCUUUCUAUUUUUUUGUCACAGGUAACGCAUCCGUGGAUAUUUUUUGAAUCCGGGAACAGUUUUUGUUGAAAGUUUCGACGCUCAAACUCUCUUCCCCCACACCUCUAUGGGACAGAAGAAAGUCGGCGAAGACAGAAAGAAAAGAAGCAGCAACAUUCCAGCAGAGAUUACCGACCAAGUUCACGAAUCUUGAAAAAAAAUAUCCCGAGCAACUUCUGAAGGAGGGAGAUACGUGACGUGACACAGCUCAAGGCUAAAACAGAAGACACAAAAGGAUAAAAACAAGGAUAAAAAAGGAUAAAAAGAAUCUAUUCUCCCGAGGGCCAACAACGAUAGCUGGAAAAAGCGAGACGUAGGGACAGGACGAGCGAUCGAUUGGAGCGUCAUAAUACGAGAGGCCUUCGCCACGAGAGGAAGAUAGCUGCUAGCUGCUACGACCCAGCGAUCGGAAAUACCCGCACAAGUUUGAGAAGCGAACUAGCUCACCCGCUCACUCACUCGCUCACUCACUCGCUAACACACACGCACACAGUGACGUCAGGAUGGAGAGAAGACCUAGUGCUGACAUGAUGGCUGGUAUGGCUGAACAGUUCAUGACAAACUGGACUUCAGAUGUCUUCAGAGAGAGGUGUCUGGCACAAAUCAGUUGUGGACACAGAAGUUUUGGAAGGUGCAUCUCCCGAAGAUUUGGCAGCAGCAGGAAUAACCCAGAAUGGAAUCGACAGCGUGAAAGAAGAGAAAGCCGCAGAGAAAAACAACAAUUAACAUUCUAGACUCUUUUUCUUUAACUCAAAGUAAACUGUCUCCAUGUGUAGGUUUGGAAUUUUUUUUUUCUUCCUUUCUGUCGCUCUAAGAUGGUGUCCUUGUGACGUGCGUACCCAGAAUGCCCGUGUGAAAUCUGUACUGUAGUAGAGAAGGAUGGAGAGGGCUUGGGAAAUGCAGCCAUUGUGAAAAAGGCUUGUUGUGGUUUUUUCCUGAAUGUGGAUUGUUCAUAUGAGAUGAAAAGAAGUACGGUAAAUGAGUGACAUGAAUUGUUGUACUUUCCUGUUUGUAUAGGAGCAAGAAGUUUUCUGCUGUCAAGACGUCUUUGUCUAAGCCUAAGCCUACAUUAUUUUUACCAACAAGGAAUAGUCCUCCUUACUAAGAUGGAUAAGAGGUAUAUAUAGCCUUAUUUAAUACUUUAUCCUUAACGUUUCCUGUACAGUUUAUUUACGGUGUUAAAAAACAGUAAAAAAUCAAAGCUAUGGUACCUUACAAACUUAAGUCUUUUCUCAAAGUAUAUUUAAGUCUUUUUAAUCCAAAGGUGAGAGAGAAAAUUCAAGGAACAGUGUAUUUGUCUCUCGUGAAUUCUUGGAUUUAAUCUGCUCCCGUAAAUCUUGUGUGCAGAAGAAAAAUAAAUAUGGUGGUCACAAUGUUAAUUGGAAAAGAGUGAAAAGACGAGUUGUUGCUGUCCAGGUUCUUAUAGUCAGUGAUUCAGUGAAAUAUUUUUAUCAUCUUCUCAUCUACAAGCAAAAAUAUGCAACUCAAAAUUUUCUUCACCCAAAAAACAUUUUUCAUAUAUGUCGUUAUAGAUAAGUUUGCAAAUUCUUCCUUGUCUAGGCUGUCAUUGCAGUCUACAUGUGAUAUGAAUCACUUGAUUGGUCCAUUUUGGUGUUGGUUUAGUCAUCAGUUCAGAAUCAUACAUAUACUACAUGUAAAGUUCAUAACAUCUGUCAUGUUUUGACAUACUACAUCAAGCCUCAGUCUUUGUUCUGUUCAUGCGUUCAGAGAGACCUUGUGGUUUCUCUAAAGGGGGCCAAAGCAACUGUCUUAUAUAAUUCAGUGUAAACCACUAGUACAUUUACUGUUAUCACAUCUAAAAUAUAUGCAACAUGUAUAUAUACUAUCUGCAUUACUUAAUAACAAUAAAUCUAAGAAUAUAGUCACUGAAUUCGCAGAAAAAUAUAUUUUAUACAGCUUAUCGGUACUCUUUUUUGUUAUAACUUUUGAAUAGCUCUAUUUUGGUCAGAUUUGCUUUUUAUUUUAUUUUGAAGAAAUAUGUAAAGAUGAUGAUAUGGUGGGCAAGAUCAAAUCGUAUCGAACGAAGGAAUUGAAAAGGCCGGCUCACAACGAAACGUGCCCCUGUGUAAAUCUUAAUAAAAGUUUUCCACUUGAAAUAAAAGAAAAAGAACUCUUUUUUAUUAUUAUCAGGAAGGUGAAUAUUCUCAUGUUAAUUUUUUAACUGUUCUGAAGAAAGAAUGACAAACUACUCUUUAUGAAUUUCCUUAGGUGAAAAUUUUCAGUGUUUAUUCUUGCAACUGCAUGCUUUGGGCACAUGAAAAUGUGCAGUCUUGUUUGUUUUUGUUACCAGAUAAGGAAUCCAAAGUGUUAGACUCUGAUUUAACUUGUGUCUUUUUAAAGAAGGAAGGAUAUAUCUUCUUCUUACUAGAUUCAUUUCAGUUGAGCGGAGUUUCUGCCAAGACUAUGUUGUAGAAAAAUUGGCAGCAUUUUGUUGACCAUUCCCAUAGUGCAUUUCCUGGGCUUUUAAAGAGGGUGAGGAUUGUUGGCUGUUAUUUGUUAACCUUUUUUGAAUUGAAAAAAAUUCAAAUCUGUUUUUGCUUCUUGUGGAAGCAUUAAGUUAAUGAGAUUAUUUUGAAAGAAAGGAAUAUAUUUUAUGAUUUUUUGCCUCCUUUAUCUUAUCGCUCGUGCUUUAAAUAACUCGGACUGAGAGAGAUGCAUGAGAUUGCUGUGCGAGUAUUUGUCUAUUGGAUGACAAGUUUGUGUUUUUUGAUAAUGUAUUGUGUUUUUAUCCUUUAUUUUGUUGCUCCUGCAAGAUGGCUGUUGUGCUUUCUAUGCUCUAAGUAUCUAUGCAUCGUGCCUCAUUUCAGGUUGUGAAUGUGCAUUUUGAGCACAGUUGGUCAGUGAAUUUUUUUUUUUUUCAUUUCUUUGGUCAGAUUCUUUAUUCUACUUUUUGUAUUUUAUUUUUAGCCCAAGAGUGAUUUCCCAUCUCUAUUCUUUUGGCGUAAAAUUUUAGCUUAUCUUUUUCUCAACUCUAUUAAAGUGUUUUCUGUUUUUGUUAAAAGAGCUUUUUUUUUCUUCCAGCAUGUUUACCGGUGGAGAGUUCUGCUAUCGUUUUUUCCAUUGCAAUAUUACUCACUUUCUUUGUAAACUUUUUACAUAAAUUUGAACGGUGAUCAGUGUCUCUUUCUCGGUAACAGCUGACAUGUACAAAGAACUUUAGAGAAUAAAAAAAUGGCCAACUUUGUAUGGGUUCAUCAUUUUCUACUUUUGUUUUAUUUGGUCAAAAUGUGGCUACGAGAACAAAAGUUUAUUUAAACAACUAUCAGGGUUAUAUUCCAAACUCAUUAUAACUCAAUUUUCUCAUUGAAUAUUUGCAUCAAAAUUUCUCUCUGUUGUCCCACUAUUCUGCUCUUAUCGAAUUCGAUAAAAGUAAAAAGUUUUAUUAGUCAUGAGCAGUCUAUUUUCGUUGUGAAUGAAAUCUUUUCCAAAAUUGCCUUGUUGGUGAUGUGUUUGUAGCCGUACCGUACCAAGCUUUUCAUGUGCAGGUGACAUACUUGUUCCCCGCCACGAUGCUUCCAACUUUCACAAAGCAGCCUCAGCUUUCAUUGUCGCCAACUAUCUGUGUCAUUCUUAUCAGUGGUCUAUAAUCUCACUUCUUCAAAUGUUUUAUUUGAUAAAUGUUCACAAUUUCAUUUGGUGGAUGCUUGUUUCAUAGACAAAUAUUUAUUUCUUGUGGUUUCUGUCUCUAUUUUGUUAACUUCUUUUACCCUCCCCCCUCCCCCCCCCCCUUUCUCAACUUAUUAUUUAUCUCCUCCUCUUUUUUCUCACUCUGUACUCUAGUCUCUCUUGUCUUUUCCCUCAUUUAAUUCUGAAAAAAUAAGCACCAACCCAGAUGCCAUCAUACAUACAAACACAGCAGACACACACUCCCUUACAUUCCCUCAAGUUGCUCCUAUUUACAGUGUACAAAGUUUCUGUAUGUUCUUUGCAUCUUUUGUCCUGUAUAGGUACUUUAAUUACGGUACUGCGUUCUCCUCUUUUCGAAACUUGACUGAUUUCCUCUCCAUGAUGUUGAGGUAAAAACAAUACUUUUUCUUCCCCUGUCUUUCCUAACUGAAGAAUGUAUUCUCGUAGUUUAGCUGUAGUUUCUUCCUCCUUCCUCCUCGUUUUUCGUAUUACAUUGAGCGACAGAAGUCUCACACUGGCAGUGUGUUUCUGUUUUCCGUUUUAGUAAAGAGUUUUACAGCUCUUGCAACUCAAGUUUAGGUCAUACAUGACUACAAGUGCUGAAGAUUAGAGGAGUUAUGAGACAGUAACUUACAAAGAAAAGAAGGAGGAGACAGAAAGAUGAUGAUAGAUAUUUGAUAGGAAAGAAGCAAACCACACCAGAGCGCUUGACAGUCACUGGAUGUUUCACCCUGAAGAAAUCAAGAUCAAAAUUAAUCAGAAGAGUGGACAACUGUCUUGUCAAAUCUCCAUCAAGGUCAAAGGUUAGAGUAAUAAAUAAAAGAGGAAGAACAUUGGUGAUGUCAUUCCUCCCACACACCUACUGUGACAGUGGAGAUCUUUCGGUCCCCAUCAUUAGAGCUAUGUGAAUCUCAUGAAAGUUCCCACAGGAAAGUCUAACAUUACUAACAAGUUGGGUGGAAGAGUUUUUAGAGUCAAUAACUACAUCUAGGUUCUGGACUCACAAAACUGCAAAUCUGCUGGAAACCCAAGGAAAGUUAGAAUCUCAUCUUCAUGGGAACGACAUUGUUUAUUAAUUUUAUGUUGAAAGGGUAACUUUCUUCAGUUCUUUCUUCUCCUCGCUUUCGUCUGAAAACCUCAGAGAACUGUAUGCCAGUAUGAAAUUUUUCUAUCCCAUACCCUUCUUCCAUUUCUGCCAUUCUUUUGAUAUGUGUCCUUCUCACAGAGCAGACCAUACGAUUACAUCCUCGCUCAUUCCACUGUGUCAUUCUCUCAUUCUGACAAACAAAUGUAUACAGACUGUAUUGAUUCUCUGCUAUGAAUAAACAAUACAUUUUAGUAUG
Molecule: messenger RNA, 5033 nt
Organism: Aplysia californica (California sea hare)
Lineage: Eukaryota; Metazoa; Mollusca; Gastropoda; Aplysiida; Aplysiidae
Biological process (GO): regulation of DNA-templated transcription
Molecular function (GO): transcription coregulator activity
Source: RefSeq, a predicted model, not a curated record